AUGGAGUCUCUCAGAAAAUGGUUCUACAAACCAAAGAGAGACGACCGAUCGUUACUAGCUCAGUUCUUUUUUGCCGAUGACGCUCUCAACAUGGUCGCGGCCGAGUUGGACUCGUUUGAUGGUCGCAAAGAUCCUGAGAGAUGCUCGACGCUCGUCAACCAGCUAAGACAUGCACAGGAUCGUGUGCUGAACAUCACGAGUCAGAUAAUGGAUCAGGUGCUGGGCGAUGAGAGGGUUGCGCGUGGUUUCCGGGUCAAGUUCCCCGAGGACGUGCUGCAGGACAAUCUGGCUGGUCAGCUGUGGUUUGGUGCUGAGUGCUUAGCUGCUGGUUCUUCUAUAAUGAAUCGUGAGGAGGAGUCGGCGGCGAUGCGUCCCCUCGCGAAGGCCCUCACUCGCAGUUUGGAGACUGUGCGUUCUCUACUAAGGGAGCAGUGUUUGAGGCCGAGGGGACUCGCAUUGUCCCAACAUGACGACAUGUUGCACGAGAGCUUACGUAUUUUCGAUAGAUUGUUCGCCGAGUUUGAAUUGUGCUACGUGAGUGCUAUGGUCAACGUGAAAACCCCACACGAGUUCGAAGCCCAGCAGCUGAUCUGUGUCCUCUUUUCGGAGAGUCUUCGUCGAGCGCUCAAGCAAGGAUUGCUCACCCAGGAACAGGUUGACUCUUACGAUCCCGCUUUGAUGUUUGCCGUUCCCCGGUUGGCUAUAGUUAGCGGUCUGCUCAUCUACUCAAGUGGUCCGUUGAGCAUUGACAAACCGCCAGAAGAAAUGUCAGACAUGUUCCGUCCAUUUCGAACGCUUCUACAUAAAAUACGCUCUCUCCUGUGGACGUUGGAUCGGCGUGAGUUGAUGGCUUUGGAGAGAUUGCUUUGCACUAAUGAGGACAUCUCAAACUUGGCUGGAUUGGACUUGCCUCAAACUGUGGAGACGACAUCUGACUCAGCUUGCCACUAUCCUGACAUCGGAGAGUUCGUAUCGAAGUUCUAUGCCGACCAUGCACACUGCCGUGAUCUCUAUACCACACAAAGCUCCAGCGAACCAACUAUUACGGAUGGUGACUACCUACCAGACAAUAUAGAAGUUAUGACCCCAAUUAUAGAUGGAUUGAGACGACUCACAGAAGAUAGUGAAACUACACAAACGGAUGAUGAGACUGUCGAUACAAGGCCUAACGAGUUCUCCCGCCAUUGCUCAACCGACACUACUAGCACUGAUACAUUCCAAACCAAUGAUAGCAGAGAUAUUUUAGAAAAAUCUAGAAGGACGAGCAGAACUGAAAGCAACGAUCUAGCAUCAUUAAGAAACCUAUCCACGAAUGGUUUAAUGAUGUUCGAUCCGCUAGUCAUAAACGCUGUGUCCGCCUCUACCUCUGCUGAAUCAAAUCGACAAAUGCCAGACCAUGAUUUAGUCACUUCGCUAAACGAACAAGUUACAGAAAUAGCUGAUAGACUAUCAUCGAUAGUAGCCAGUGAUGUUGAUAUAAUGGAUCACAAUCAGAUGCAUUCGUUCUCAACGAACGACGUGACGACUCUAAUAUCGACUGAGAAUUCCGAAGCGUUCGGGUUUCCCGGACCCAGGAAUGAGCAAUUAAGUUGCAUGCCGUCUACUAGUCACGGGUAUCUCAUACCUAACGCGAUAAGUCAAGAGCCUGUCGUAUUAGCGUCCCUAUCACACAACAACUCCGCAGUUUUCAACCAGGAAGAAGAACAUGAUAUCAACGGUGCAAUACUGAACACGGAUCUCCCGCUAAUGAUGCCCGAUGACAUUGACGCUGAAAUUGUAAAUACUAACAUAUGUAUCGCGAACGCUAAUCUAAGUUCUCUAUUGCUCACCAGCGACGAAUACAGGCAGAACUUUGUCGAUAACAACGAAGUGGUCGACGGCGAUAACGCGAGCUUUCAUUCAGCUAAGAUGACGAUGGAGAAAGAUGACGAGGAAAGAGUAAAGUUCAUGCUGGGUUAUGAAAGCGAUCACGAUUCGCCAGCGGAUUCUGGUGUUAGUACCGAAAACACGAGUCUGGAUAGAUCACCAGACACUGAACAGGGCAAACAGAGUCAUUUCAUGCAACAGAACAGGGUAUUGAAAAAUCCAGACUGUGAUGGAACUGAUAAGAAUAACACUCUAGAAAGUUCCUUUUCGAAUGCUGAUGACGUUACUGUAAAUAUUAAAUAUGUUGAAUCUGAAACUCAGAAGAAUGAAGCGGGAUCCUCUUCUCAUAUAAUGGACAAUGUAGAUAUAGAUAGAAUAAGCUCAGAGGAAGAAGGUCUUAAUGAAGCGACAAAUGUAAAUUAUCCUAAAAAGAUUAACUGGGAGAACACACAAGAAGACGAUUAUAGAACGAUAGACGAAAUGCUAAAGGAGUUAAGAAAAAACGCAGAUAUAAAAUGUGCACAAGAAGAUAAUCAUAUAAGUUCGAGUGCAGAAGUACCGAACACAUCACAGAACUGUCCCAGACUGAGAAAGUCGAGAAAGUGUAGUGCUAAAAAUAAGAAGAAAAAGAGUAAAAUGUGGUCGCCCGGUAUCGUGAUAAUAGACAAUCGGAAUACCCAGAGUCAGAGUAAUCCGUUGAGGUUGAACUUGGAUCAUUUUGUGGAUGCAAGCGGUACAUCGUGUGGUGUUUCUGAAUGUGCGGAUGACGAGCAGAUAGCGCUGGCGUUACAGGCGCAAGAGUUGGCGGCGAGGCAACAGGCACGAGGGAAAUUUAAAUCAAGUGAAGAUUUGAUCCACCGUCUGUUUGUAUGUAUUGCGGGUGUUGCGGAUCAGUUGCAGACGAAUUUCGCGACGGAUCUUCGCAACAUUUUAAAAUCGGUUUUCCUCAUGAAUCAAACGCCUGAAGCGCCGGAAGGGGGUGAACCGCCGCCUUGCGAGCCAUCGGAUAAACCUUCCACCAUUGAGUAUGAGGCCACUGAGGAUCAAGUCAUACAGAAUGGCAGUUCAUUUGACAGUGUAUACUCAGCAGAGGAGGUCUAUGCCGAUAGCACAUCGGACUCAUCCCCAUCGGAAUCGAACUCUCGUAUCGUACGUCGCAACACGCUCAACUCUGCCACUCUGACCGCUGAGCAGGCCGCCAAUAAUGACGUAAGGAGGAAAUCUGUGGACAAUACUGUCAAUCUUCAAGCCUCUGUUUCUACUGGCGACCUCACUUAUAGGCGCGAAGAGAAUCAUUCCGCCUCGCCGUGUAUAGAGCGGGCGCCGGAAUGGGUGCCUGACAUAGCGGCGCCAUCUUGUAUGAGAUGCUCCGCUCACUUCACGGCGUUCCGACGUCGACAUCAUUGUAGAAAUUGCGGUAAAGUGUUCUGUGCGUCGUGCAGUUCGAAUUCGAUCCCGCUACCCCGCUACGGGCAGCUGAAGCCGGUGCGCGUGUGCGACGAGUGCUUCCAGUGCCGGCGCCCGCACCAGCGGUGA
Messenger RNA from Parnassius apollo (apollo), 3402 nucleotides. The record is from the annotation of a GenBank genome assembly. Lineage: Eukaryota; Metazoa; Arthropoda; Insecta; Lepidoptera; Papilionidae.